CCGAGCUGUCAGAGAUUUGAGAAAAAAAAAAAAAAAAAAAAAAAAAAAAAAAAAAAAGGCAGCCCCGGCGCUGGCGGAGACGCGCUCUCGCUGCAAAAAAAGCAAAGGCGAUUAAAGGCGCUGCCAGCCUCGCGCUCUGGGCACAGCUGAGCGUGACACUCGGGGAAGUCAAACCCCUCACUUCUGCCUAGGAAGAUGGCUAGACUUUAAAGACUAUUUUUUCCCUUUAAGAAAAAAAAAAUUUCUUGGAGCUUUUUUCUUUUUUCUUGCUUUCUUUUUUCUUUUUUCUUUUUUUUUUUUUUCCUUUUCCUUUUUGGCCGUGGCUUACUCCCCAUUUAAAACAAAUCAUUGAAUCUGGUUGCAGAAAGAAAAAAAGAAAUAGCCAAGUGUCUCCAUAUCUGGAUGUCUACAAAUUAGAGAGAGGGAGAGACAGCGAGAUCUAUCUGCUCGAUAAGAGCGAGCGAUCCAGGCCAGGCGCCUGGGCUUUUUUUCCUGCACCCGCCCCGUGCCUUCGCUGGGGCUUCGCCGGCCUCCUUCCUCCGCGCACCCCCACGGGCCGCUGGCAAAGUGGGGUGGGGAGCGAGGCGGGGGGGGCGGGGGCCGGCGCGGCGGCCGGGGCGGCGGGGCGGCCGAGCAUGGAAGAACAGCAGCCGGAACCUAAAAGUCAGCGCGACUCGGGCCUCGGCGCGGCGGCGGUGGCGGCGGCCCCGGGCAGCCUGAGCCUGAGCCCCGGCGCCAGCGGCAGCAGCGGCAGCGAUGGAGACAGCGUGCCGGUGUCCCCGCAGCCCGCGCCCCCCUCGCCGCCCGCGGCGCCCUGCCUGCCGCCCCUGGCCCACCACCCGCACCUCCCCCCGCAUCCCCCGCCCCCGCCGCCGCCGCCGCCGCAGCAUCUCGCGGCGCCUGCUCACCAGCCGCAGCCCGCGGCCCAGCUGCACCGCACCACCAACUUUUUCAUCGACAACAUCCUGAGGCCGGACUUCGGCUGCAAAAAAGAGCAGCCGCCGCCGCAGCUCCUGGUGGCGGCGGCGGCCGGAGGAAGCGCAGGAGGAGGCCGGGUCGAGCGUGACCGAGGCCAGACCGGCGCAGGUAGAGACCCUGUCCACCCGCUGGGCACGCGGGCGCCAGGCGCCGCCUCACUCCUGUGCGCCCCGGACGUGAACUGUGGCCCACCCGACGGCUCUCCGCCAGCCGCCGGCGGCGGUGCGGGUGCGUCCAAAGCCGGGAAUCCCGUGGCGGCGGCGGCGGCGGCGGCAGCUGUGGCAGCGGCGGCGGCGGCGGCAGCGGCGGCCAAGCCUUCGGACAGCGGCGGCGGUGGCGGCAGUGGAGGCGGCGUGGGGAGCCCUGGUGCGCCGGGUGCCAAGUACCCGGAGCACGGCAACCCCGCCAUCCUGCUUAUGGGCUCAGCCAACGGCGGGCCCGUGGUCAAAACUGACUCGCAGCAGCCCCUCGUUUGGCCGGCCUGGGUGUACUGCACGCGUUACUCGGAUCGUCCGUCCUCCGGUCCGCGCACCAGGAAGCUGAAGAAGAAGAAGAACGAGAAGGAGGACAAGCGGCCGCGGACGGCGUUCACGGCCGAGCAGCUGCAGAGACUCAAGGCGGAGUUCCAGGCGAACCGCUACAUCACGGAGCAGCGGCGGCAGACCCUGGCCCAGGAGCUCAGCCUCAACGAGUCCCAGAUCAAGAUCUGGUUCCAGAACAAGCGCGCCAAGAUCAAGAAAGCCACAGGCAUCAAGAACGGCCUGGCGCUGCACCUCAUGGCGCAGGGACUGUACAACCACUCCACCACCACCGUCCAGGACAAAGACGAGAGCGAGUAGCCGCCGCCGGCUGGGGCCGCGCGGUCCGGCCGCCGCGCCCGCGCCCCCUCCUGGCACCGCCACCGCCACCGCCACCGCCGCCUCGCCGGCCCCACGCCGGGGGAGAAAGAAUCCGCGCACAGGAGGGAGGGAGCAACAGGGAAGAGAGAGAGAGAGAGAGAGACAGAGUUUCUCAGAAUGGAGAGUCACGUUUGAACGAAACAUUUUUAAAAAGGGAGAAAGACUCGGACAGGUGCUAUCGAAAAAUAAGAUCUAUUCUCUAUUCACGGUGUAAGGGGCGAAACUGCGAACUCCUUAAAGCUCUAUCUAGCCAAACCGCUUACGACCUUGUAUAUAUUUAAUUUCAGGUAAGGAAAAGAAAUAUGUGUAGCGAUCUCUAUUUGCUGGACUUUUUAUUAAUCUCCUUUAUUAUUAUUGUUAUAAUUAUUAUAAUUAUUAUAAUUAUUUUAUCCCCCACCUCCGCCUCGCUGCCCCCGGCCCAGUUUCGUUUUCGUUGCCUUUUUUCUUUUGAAUGUUGUUGCUUCUCCGGUGCCUCCCGCCCCGCAUCGCUGGCCCUCGUUUCUCUGGGACUUUUCUUUGUGUGCGUGAGAGUGUGUUUCCUCGCGUGUCUGCCCUUCGCCUCUCCCCCCCACCUCCCAAGCCCCAUCUGUCGGUCUGUCUGUCCUGCUCCCCUUUCGUUUUCCGGAGACUCGUUGAGAAAUACGACCCCACAGACUGCGAGACUGAACCGCCGCUACAAGCCAAAGAUUUUAUUAUGUUCAGAAACCUGUAGUCUGAAAUAAAGUGUUCACUGUGCUCACGA
This is a messenger RNA of Acinonyx jubatus (cheetah), 2619 nucleotides long. It is a transcript of the gene EN1, whose product is annotated as engrailed homeobox 1. The transcript has 2 exons. Gene Ontology annotation, molecular function: RNA polymerase II cis-regulatory region sequence-specific DNA binding; DNA-binding transcription factor activity, RNA polymerase II-specific. Gene Ontology annotation, biological process: multicellular organism development; regulation of transcription by RNA polymerase II; neuron differentiation. Gene Ontology annotation, cellular component: nucleus. The coding region runs from base 636 to 1817 and encodes 393 amino acids. The record is from RefSeq and is a predicted model, not a curated record. NCBI's taxonomy places the organism in Eukaryota, Metazoa, Chordata, Mammalia, Carnivora, Felidae.